UUACCGGGCCGUGUCUGGGAAGUGUUGCUUGGGCAUCUCACUUUCUGCGCCCUGAUCAAUCGGAGCAUGAUGAGUGUGUUCAGAAGCAUCUACGCCUUCAUAGGUAAGUACUAUGCCACUCCCAUGCCAUUGUGGGACACAGCGAGGCAGGAGAUGCUGGCCGCGGCCUCCCUGCUCUUCUUGAUGGAUGCCUCUUGGUCGUUGCCCUGGGCCCCAAAUGUCGUGGCCACGGACGCGUCGGAGGAGGGGUUCGGGGCCACCAUCUCUACCUGGGACCCCCGGGACGUCGCGACGGUGGGGGGGAUCAUGGAGAAGGGCCGCUUUCGGAGGCUUCCUGGAGUGUCGGCCCGGUCGCGCUUCUUCGGGACCUUAGAGGAUCUGGAGUCCGAUCUGGGGGACGACGACCUCGACCGACCAUAUGACGUCGACACGGGGUUCCCUGAGGUCCCUCACAGGCUGCUUUCGGAGGCCCGCUGGAGUACCCUACUGGCUGGCCCUUGGAGGUACUUUGACGAGGGCAUCUUUACCCUGGAAGCUAGGGCCCUGGUGCUAGGUUUUCAGGCCCUGGUGAGCGAGUACCAGGUCAGGAACGCCCGCUUGCUCUUCUUGGUUGACAACAUGGGGUUGAACAUGUUGGCUCACACGCUGAUCUUGGCUCUGUUCGCGAUCCCCCUGCUCUUCACGGACCGCCCGAAUGUGACGCUGAACCCGCCGGCUCCAGUCCUGGCGACGGAGCCCAACGUCUCUGACAACGCCGACGGCGAGGCCCCGCGCUUCCCGACCAUCCAGGCUGCCGAGGCGGGCGAGCCGGCGGUGCGGCCGCGUCGAGGUCCUGGUGGCGCACCUGGCCGGUUGCUCCGCCGCCCGGACUUCCGCUUCCUGAAGGACGCAGACUGCAAGGGCCGCGGGGGACUGCAGCAUGUCGGGAGCCUGACGCCGCCCCGGCUGAGCGGCUACAUGACAACGCCAGCGGCGCCGCGGUCGCGGGCACGGCAUCGGGGCACCUCGUGCGGCGGCCCCUCUGCCUCAUGGACCUGCUCGGGCUUCACACCAGCGAGCCGGGCCCGCCGUGUGUUCGUGCUGAACAUGGGCAUCUACAAGCACAAGGCCAGGGUCUUCAAUUUCUUCUUCAACAGCUACCCGCGCCAGUUCAUGGCGUGGGACACUUCACGGCGGCGCCUCCAUCCGCUGUUUCUGGGAAAGCUCUCCGACGCCGCCAUCGUCGCCGCCGGGAAGUAUUGCAUUUGGGCCAGGAUCAAGAGCAGGAAAAGGUGGAAGGCGGACCUACGCGCGCUAGUGCACUGCAGCACAAGCCUUGUCAAGCACACCUCCGAGCAGCAGCUGAUCGUCUCGUCGGCGUCUCACGGGUGCAAGCGGGAGCUCCCUCCCGGGCCCCCUUUGUGCGACCAGAUCGACCCCUCGGCCAGCGGACUGCCCGACAUCCUGAGCUCGGCCCCAAAGAAUCGACGCCUUACCUCGCUGACCUUUUUGGGGGUACAGGCGGAGUGGGUCGCGCAGCAGGUAGAUGCGGUAUCCGGGCCAGGCUGUGGGACAAGUCGGUUUCAGACGCCUUGGAUCUGA
Prorocentrum cordatum is the source of this 1581-nucleotide messenger RNA. The record is from the annotation of a GenBank genome assembly. Lineage: Eukaryota; Dinophyceae; Prorocentrales; Prorocentraceae.